GAGAGAGAGAGAGAGAGAGAGAGAGAGAGAGAGAGAGAGAGAGAGAGAGAGGACAUACAGUCAGGCUACAGCGUCCCAGAGACUAACCACAGACUCCCUGUAAUGCAGCAGAACUGAUGAUCCAACACACUAGAGGCACCAUGGCUGCUGGAUUGAGGCCUGUGAUCUUGCUGCUGUUGCUGUCGUGUUGCUGGCAACUGACCAUAGGCAAAGACGGCAAAGGAAAGAAAGGCAAGCAAGUCGUCUGUCCAUCCCAGUUGUCCCCAGAAGACUUGGCCCAGGUUCCACCUAACUCCACCUCCAACAUCUUGAACCGUCUGAUGGUCAGCUAUGACGCAAGAAUAAGGCCUAACUUUCAAGGUAUCCCAGUUGAGUCCAAGGUGAACAUCUUCAUUAACAGCUUUGGGUCCAUCCAGGAGACCACUAUGGACUACAGAGUGAACAUAUUUCUUCGUCAGAGAUGGAAUGACCCUCGCCUACGACUUCCUGCUGACUUUAAGAGUGAUGCACUUACUAUUGACCCCAACAUGUUCCAAUGUUUGUGGAAACCAGACCUUUUCUUUGCCAAUGAGAAAAACGCAAACUUCCACGAUGUUACACAAGACAACAUUCUGCUCUUUAUCUUCAGGAACGGAGACGUCUUAAUCAGUAUGAGGCUGUCGGUGACGUUGUCUUGUCCGUUGGAUCUUACACUCUUCCCAAUGGAUACACAACUGUGUAAGAUGCAGCUGGAGAGCUUUGGCUAUACCACCAGUGAUCUUGUGUUCAUGUGGCAGUCUGACCCAGUUCAGAUGGAUGAGAUUGCUCUCCCACAGUUCGACAUCAAACAAGAGGACAUCAAAUAUGGAAACUGCACAAAGUUCUACCAAGGAACAGGAUACUACACCUGCGUUGAAGUGAUUUUUACAUUGCGUCGGCAGGUUGGUUUCUACUUGAUGGGAGUUUAUGCUCCAACUCUAUUGAUUGUUGUUUUGUCGUGGUUAUCGUUCUGGAUCAACCCUGAUGCCUCAGCUGCAAGGGUGCCAUUAGGUAUUUUAUCAGUACUCUCUCUGUCCAGUGAGAGUAUGCUCUUGGCGUCAGAGUUACCAAAGGUUUCCUACGUAAAGGCCAUUGAUAUCUGGCUCAUUACCUGUCUACUUUAUGGGUUUUCAUCACUGGUGGAAUAUGCGUUGGUGCAGGUGGCGCUGAACAGUCCCAAACUGAUUGAGGAGGAGAAAGCCAAAAUGGCCGCGAAGGAGAAAGCUUUGCAAGAGAAAGAAGGAAAGAUGGCUUCAAAUAAAACUAACAACACAGUGAAUGGGACUGGUGGAACACCCAUACAUGUCAACACUCUGCAGGUGGUAGAAACUCGCUGUAAGAAAGUUUGCACCUCGAAGUCGGACCUUCGCUCCAACGACUUCAGCAUCGUGGGAUCUUUACCUCGAGACUUUGAACUUUCAAACUUUGACUGUUAUGGUAAACCGGUUGAAGUGUCGGGGGCCCUCAAGUCCCAGAACAAAGCCAAUAAGAAACCACCACCACCCAAACCUGUCAUCCCUGCUGCUGCCAAACGCAUUGACCUCUAUGCAAGAGCCCUCUUCCCCUUCACCUUCCUCUUCUUCAAUGUCGUCUACUGGUCUGUUUAUCUGUGAGAGGGCGAAGAGGAGAGCGGGGUGAAAAUAAAGUGGUUUAUCUCCUGCA
This is a messenger RNA of Sebastes umbrosus (honeycomb rockfish), 1680 nucleotides long. RefSeq names its product glycine receptor subunit beta-like. Bases 117 to 1631 code for a protein of 504 amino acids. Gene Ontology annotation, molecular function: neurotransmitter receptor activity; extracellularly glycine-gated chloride channel activity; transmembrane signaling receptor activity. Gene Ontology annotation, cellular component: postsynaptic membrane; synapse; neuron projection. Lineage: Eukaryota; Metazoa; Chordata; Actinopteri; Perciformes; Sebastidae. Gene Ontology annotation, biological process: chloride transmembrane transport; nervous system process; chemical synaptic transmission. The transcript has 11 exons. The record is from RefSeq and is a predicted model, not a curated record.